Messenger RNA from Marmota monax (woodchuck), 3856 nucleotides. It is a transcript of the gene Nek7, whose product is annotated as NIMA related kinase 7. The coding region runs from base 317 to 1225 and encodes 302 amino acids. The transcript is spliced from 10 exons. The record is from RefSeq and is a predicted model, not a curated record. NCBI's taxonomy places the organism in Eukaryota, Metazoa, Chordata, Mammalia, Rodentia, Sciuridae. Gene Ontology annotation, biological process: protein phosphorylation. Gene Ontology annotation, molecular function: ATP binding; protein kinase activity.
GAUGUUUACACUCCUGACAGCGGCCUCUGCGGGAGGAGGAGCGGGAGUUGCGGGAGGAUGGGCCGCCGCCACUAGGCUCGCACUCAGGAGUAGUCUCGCUGUGUGCAGGGUGGGUUCCUGCGCCUGCAGUGUCCAAGGGGGCGGCGCGGCGGGAGGUGGCCGAUCGGCUCCUGCCCUCGCAGCCUCAGCCCCCGGCCCGGCAGGCCUCUCCACGGAGGUGCCCAGCAGAGCCGUGGGCUCACUGCGUGUCCCUCGAGGGCGGGAGAACGGAAAACUCUUAACUUCCUGAGUUCUGAAAUUCCUAUUGCUUCAGACAAUGGAUGAGCAAUCACAAGGAAUGCAAGGGCCACCUGUUCCUCAGUUUCAACCACAGAAGGCCUUACGACCGGAUAUGGGCUAUAAUACAUUAGCCAACUUUCGAAUAGAAAAGAAGAUUGGUCGUGGACAAUUUAGUGAAGUGUAUAGAGCAGCCUGUCUGUUGGAUGGAGUGGCAGUAGCUUUAAAAAAAGUACAGAUAUUUGAUUUAAUGGAUGCCAAAGCACGUGCUGAUUGCAUCAAAGAAAUCGAUCUCCUUAAGCAACUCAACCAUCCAAAUGUAAUUAAAUAUUAUGCAUCAUUCAUUGAAGAUAAUGAACUAAACAUAGUUUUGGAAUUAGCAGAUGCUGGUGAUCUAUCCAGAAUGAUAAAGCAUUUUAAGAAACAGAAGAGGCUAAUUCCUGAGAGAACAGUAUGGAAGUACUUUGUUCAGCUGUGCAGUGCAUUGGAACACAUGCAUUCUCGAAGAGUCAUGCACAGAGAUAUAAAACCAGCUAAUGUGUUCAUUACAGCCACUGGAGUGGUAAAACUUGGAGAUCUUGGGCUUGGUCGGUUUUUCAGCUCAAAAACCACAGCUGCACAUUCUUUAGUGGGCACACCUUAUUACAUGUCUCCUGAGAGAAUACAUGAAAAUGGAUACAACUUCAAAUCUGACAUCUGGUCUCUUGGCUGUCUACUAUAUGAGAUGGCUGCCCUACAGAGUCCUUUCUAUGGUGACAAAAUGAAUCUGUACUCACUGUGUAAGAAGAUAGAACAGUGUGACUACCCACCUCUUCCUUCAGAUCACUAUUCAGAGGAACUACGACAGUUAGUCAAUAUGUGUAUCAACCCGGAUCCAGAGAAGCGACCAGACAUCACCUAUGUCUAUGAUGUGGCCAAGAGGAUGCACGCAUGCACUGCAAGCAGCUAAACGUGCAUAAGAUCAUGAAGAAUAUAAAGAAAAUAUUUAAAGUAUUUUUGUGCAAAUCAUACCUCUCCCCGUUUUGUCUGGAUAUUAAGAUUAGUAUUUCAGAGCUAAUGUGCUUUGAAUCCUUAACCAGUUUUCAUGUAAGCUUCAUUUUGUACCAGUCAAAAUCACCUUUAUGGAAACUCAGAAUGUCUUCAGGAUUAUGAAAAUGCAUGUUAGGAAAGCAAGUGAGAGUUUUUUUUUCCCCCCGUAGCUAAAGGCUUUUAGAAUUAUGGCAUUUUCUGCCGAUAGACUGAGUGCCAAAUAUUGGAAGUGCACUUGGCACACAUCAGGAGGGGUGUGAAACCUGAUCAAAAGUAUCUGAAUAUUUGACUUUUGCUUUUUAGUCAUUUAUGGAUAUUGAAAUGAACACCAUUGUGAACCUUUGUGAUUUUUAACAUUUGAAGUAUGUGUCUUAGUUCUUAGCAUUGUAGCUUUCAGAUAUGUUAUUCUAAUAAGUGUAAACAGACUUUGAGAAACAUUUAAAACUCAGCUUAGACAUUCAAAAUGCAACUAUUAAAUGUGAAAAGAUUUGGGGAUGAAAUGUGAGUCAGACACUGAAAAGUCUUUGUUUUGCUUUAAUAUCACUGAUAUUCUCUGCAUUUAAAUGGUAUAAAUGAAUCCAUUUAAAAAGUGGUUAAGGAUUUGUUUGGCUGGUGUGAGUAAUUUUUAAAGUUGCACCUUGCUCAAGGCUUUUGUUUUUAAUAUUUGUACAUUUGAAAAAUAUUUGAAUAAUUUUGCAGUACUAGAUUUCUUUAUAAACCUAAAGGCAUUUUAUCUCAUUGUACACUAUAAUGUAAGCAUAUGUUUUUAUUCAUAGGUUUUGUUAAAGUCCUGACUGGUCCCCUUCAGAAAUUUUUAUAUUCAAGUUAUUUUCUUAUUUAUAUUUUAUGUUCAUUUUAUCCAUUAGUGUUUCAGAUUUUGAGAACAUAAUUCCCUUUUGAGAAAUUUUCAGUAUACCAACAAUUUCUCAGAUUGAAAACUUAAAAUAUUUGGGCCACCUUGUAUACAAGUACUUUAUUUUGUUAGAGGAAGAAAGGAUGUGUAUUAUAAUGUACCUGUGAAUGUUGACAUAGUUUUCAUUUGACAAUGUUAUAAUUUUUAAGUGUUCAAGGAAAUGAAAACUGGCCAUUACUACGGCCAGAAUUGUGACAUUAAUAUUUCUGUUGAGAAACUUGAGCAGAGUACUGUGUAAGCAUGAAGAUGACAGAGAUGGUAAUGCUUAAUAUAGUUCAAGGAAAUGGGUAGAGUUUAGUAAAUGCUGUUAUGGAGAUGUGUUUUCCCUGAAUGUAGCAACCAGUUCUUUACAGAAUUUUCACACCGAGUGGCAGUCACUCUUAAAGGAUGCUGUGCAUGCCACCACAAAGCCUUGGGUUGGAUUAUCUUGCCAACUUGAAAACCUUAUGUUCAGGCAAUACAACUGCUGGCUUCCCCCACCGUAGUUUUCUUAGGCUCAUUUGAAUACUUUCAGACUAUAUACAGGGCAAACAGUAUACAUCUUUCAAUUUGAUAGAAAACACUACCUUUCAGAUAUGUGCAACCUAGGAAUAGGCAAAGGAAACCUGGUGUUUUUAAUGAGGGCUGGAUGCAUUGUAUUUCCCAGAUUCUAAUGACUCAUAACACUUACACUGUGCAUCAAUAGGUUUAUCCCCAGAAGCCUGAACAGAUGUGGUUUUGUUGACCGUUAGUGUCACUGUUGUUUUAAUAUAGUAUAAUUGACUAAGAGAUCUCUCUGGUUAGAACAGAUCCUCUUCCUUGCAGUCUUGAACCCAUGAAUGUAAAGUUCAUUAGCUUAAUUCCCUUGCAGUGACAAGAUUUCUUAGUGAGCCUUUCUGCUGAAAAGUGACUGCGGAGAGUUUGGUCAGAGGAAUGUGUUACUAUUUUCUAUUGAUGCAAACUUCCGUUUCAGAUCUCUUUUUCAUCCUAGUGUUCCUAUUUUUCCUGAAGAAACCACUGGGUAAAAAAAAAAAAAAAAAUCAAAUUUAGAGUGAGAGAAUUUUAAAAAAUUAAUGAUUGCAAGUUCUAAUUGCCUAUGAAUGUUCUGAGAUUUAAACAUUUGAGUUGAUUUGAAAAGUAGAAAUUAGAAGGUACAUCUGAUUCUAAACCUUAUUUAAACAUUGGUACCAGUUACUCAGGGGAAAGCCUCUAGUAACUUUUGUAUGUUGAGGUUUAGGAAUGGUGAAUGAAGGGUAUCUAUAUAAAUAAAGUGCUCAACAACGUGCAAUGAUUGUAAAGUUAGUAAGAUACAGCCAUUUCAUGAAUGCUCUACCAUUCUAUGUAGUGUCUAUUACAAAACACCUUCCUUGUAUUCAUAUACUUCAGGUGUUGCCGUUAACAUUUACCAUGAUAUUUAUUUUAACCAAGAUGUUAUUCACAUUGUUUAUUCUUUAAAAUGAAUGUAUUGUUUAUAACCCAUAAAUACAUAAUUAGUCUAUGCCUCAUAUUUCAAUAGUACUGUAAUAUGGACUUUUGUGAAAUACUUUUAUUUUGUUAUGUUUUAAAUACACUUAGAAAAAGAUCCUGUUACUAGCUUUGAAAAUUGUACAAUCUCCUAAUAUAUAAUAAAACUGAGUACUGUAUAAUUUGUGUAUCUGA